Molecule: messenger RNA, 3679 nt
Organism: Lates calcarifer (barramundi perch)
Lineage: Eukaryota; Metazoa; Chordata; Actinopteri; Centropomidae
Gene: ubald2
Product: UBA-like domain containing 2
Exons: 3
Coding region: 154-681 (175 amino acids)
Molecular function (GO): protein binding
Source: RefSeq, a predicted model, not a curated record
GUUAGUGUCGGAGGCUGCGGAGACUCAGCGGUGGGAGCCGGACGGAGACGGGCUGGGUCUGAAGGUUCUCAGGAGUCGAUCCGAGUCCACAUUUCAGUUUUUUUGUUUUUGUUUUCGGUGUUAAAGCGGCGGCGCGUUGCGUGGAAAGCGGCCAUGUCGGUGAAUAUGGACGAACUCAGGCAUCAGGUGAUGAUCAACCAGUUUGUUUUGACGGCCGGCUGCGCCGCGGAUCAGGCGAAGCAGCUCCUCCAGGCGGCCCACUGGCAGUUCGAGACGGCUUUAAGCUCCUUCUUCCAGGAGGCGAACAUCCCCAGUCACCACCACCAGAUGAUGUGUACUCCCAGAAACACUCCCGCCACGCCGCCAAACUUCCCUGACGCCAUCACCAUGUUCUCCAAGCUGCGUGCGUCCGAGUGUGGCCCCGGCACCGGCGGCGGCCCCUCCCAGGCGUCCAUGGCCUGCUCCCCGCCGGUCCCCUCCUCCACGCCGGGCUUCGGCUCCUUCUGGGCCUCGUCGCCGCCCAGCCACCAGCCGGCCUGGCUGCCCCCGUCGUCGCCCACCGGCCACCACAUGCACCACCACCACUACCACAUGCAACAGACUCCCAUGUGGCCGCCCGUCUCUCAGCCCAGCGGCGCCCAGCAGCCCCCCGUCGUAUCGGCGCUCCACGGCCAGAGAUGAGACUGAGCGGCGGGAUGAGGGGAGGGAGGGAGGUUCACCUGUAGCCAAAUGAAUCUGUUUUUGGAGCAGGAGGGUGGGGGUGGGGGGUGGGGGGGCUCAUGUGUGGAACGAGAGGAAGAACUCGUUUGGAAAAAGACAAACUCUGCUGUUUCCUUCUUGUUUCUCUGAAGACGAGCUGUUUGACACUUUUCCUCUCCGUCUUCAUCACGUCAUCAUCCAAGCCGAGGAAGAACCCGGAGGAGAAAGGCUGGACUGAACACAAAACACUUUGUUUGGGGUGGGGGGGGGUAAAUCAAUGCAACCAAGUGCAGGACCCAUCAGAGCACUUACCGAGGAUAGGAGCCAUGAGAUCUGCUGAAGUGCUCUGUGAUUUUUAUUCUUUAGAGACGACUCUUUCGUAGGGUUCAGAGAGAAUCUGGCAAUAACCAGCAGAUAAACAGAGGGACCACAGGUUAGUGUGGAGGAUGGGGACAGGGAGGGGGGGUGAUGUGCAGCCAUAGAGUUUCACUUACAGCUUCUCAGAGUGAAACUUAACUGUGGCUGUGCAGUUUCUCCAGUUUGUGCCUCGUGUGAUCUUUACACCUGAAUCACAGAGAAAAGCUUCUGAUUUCCUGACAGAUAUGAACAGUUAGUGCUGCUCUGAGGUGAACGACCAGAAACUAAACCCACUUAUUUCUCUAUUUUAAUGUGACAAUGAAUGAAUUUAACAUUGUUUUCUAAGGAGUUUACAAGAACUGAGAAAUUAAAGAUACUUAUUCUUCCACAGUCAGAGCUUUUAAUAAUCGAAUGUCGUCGUCUUCAGGCUUUGGAGACAAAGACAACGUAAAAACCUCUGAAGGAAACGAGCAUUCUUCUUAUUUAACCUUUUAACUCUUCAAUCAGGAAACUUUAAAGCUUUUUAUUUUUCACCUACAGCACAGGCUGUUUUCCUCCUGAAUGUUUCUGAAUCAUCAUUUUAACGAGAUGUUUUCAAACCAUUUUUCUUCUUGAACAAAACUUUUCAGACUUUUUUUUUUUGGCGUUUAACAGACGACAGAUUCAAAGUGAAACUCCUGACCUGAGUAAUUUGUUAGAACAUGUUUGUACAGAUGUGUCUUCUCUGGCAGCCAUCUUAGUCACAACAUGAGAUUUCUGGAAAACCCGGAAGCUUCUCUGUGUGAUUCCGGUGGAACACACGGUGGAUGAGGAGUAAAGUCAAGUUGUGAUGGAGUUUGGUGAAGUUUGCAAUAAGACGAAGAGCUGCCACGUUUAUUAUGUCGUUUCUGUUUUGACUGUAAAAGAAGAGACUUUUUUUUAGCGUUGGCUCGUCGUCGCCGAGCUGCAGAUUCAGCUGGAGGAACGUUUUUCAUUCUCCUGAUUGCUGGAGCGACGACUCGGGGCCAGAGACCUCGCUGAUUGAUUUCCUGUCCACUUUUAAUAAUGAGAGGCAGUUGUAAAUAAAACCUCAGCCAAAAGAUUUCAGACGAUGACGCGCAGAUGGACUCACAGGAAAAAAAAACAAAAAAAACACACGUGAAUCUGAUUUGAGAAUAUUUUGACGUCGAUGGGCGACGAGCUGCCGGGACCUCCGCCAUGUGUGUGUGUGUGUGGAGGGUUCAGAGGGCGACUCAGUGAUUUUCCACACAACCUUUCAGACGCUCAACCACUCCUACCUCUGUCUGUGUGGAUGGGAGAGGCUCUGAAUGUAUUCACAGACAGGAUCAGAGGGUUCAAACAAGCAGAAACCCAACUACAGACUUGUCUAACGAGGGGGGGGGGGGAUCCACAACCUGCGUCUCCUCAGACCUGAUACGAGUUCAGAGUCCUGAAUGAUUGUUCAGAUCCACAGAAAUAACCUCAGACUCUCUGUUCGCUGUGUCCCAUUAACGCCACGACAUCAAAACAGUCAGCUGUUUCCUGUCUCUGUUUCUACUGUCCAGCAGCAGGUUUGUUCCUGCUCACGUUCAGUGCAGGAGUGACUGAUAUCUCAGCUGUUUCUUUUCUCUGAGCAUCCAGCAGAGUCGUCCUGCAGAACGUCUCUGUUCAUUUAGCUUCUUUAAAGGCCUGUUCCCCUGUUUUUACAAACUUCCCACCUCUCUGAACACAGGUUGUUUUCCUGUUGUUCCAGGCAGCCGUGGACUUCCUCGUGUUUUUGCACUGAACAUUAAUGCAGUUUAAGUGUUGAUUGGUUUGAAAAGUUUAGACAGCUUUUUUAAAAACAUCAGGUGUCUUUUUUAUUGUUGUUCGACCAACAGAACAGAGAAAUAUUCAGUUUACUCUCAUGAACGAGUUGAAGCAGCAACUCCCACGUUUUAAAUCUGGAACCAUGAGUUCAAACGAUUGAUUGGUUUUCUGUCGAUGGACUGAUCGAAUCUCUGAUAGAAUCUGAUAGAGACGACUGCAGACUUGAUGUUCACUGUGGUGGAUUACACACAGCUACGAGCUGAUUUUCAUACCACGCUGAAAUGACUGGACGCCUGGAACGACAGAAAAAUACCUAAAAAUUCCUGAACGGUUCAGAGGUAAUGAAACGUGUAGAAACAGCGGUAUGGUCCUUUAAAUCAGAGGCUUUUCGCUGCAGUGUUCUGUGGCCCGAGGGCAGAUUUUUCCUUUGUGGACAAGUCGAGGCGAACGUGGAGUCUGUGGGGUGGUCUUAGCUCCUGACUGGUUUGUUGUUGUGGACUGUAAUGAACCUGGCUGCAGGUCUGGAGUCUGAACGAGCUUCCUGCAGGGUGGAUUACUGGGUUUAGCUCUGAGUCUCUAACCACAUUUUAAAACAGUAAAACACAGCUGAUGUGUCACCCUGAGGAUUUUAAACUGGGUGAUGAUUUACCUCCCAUUCAAUCUUUUUUUGUUGUUGCUCUUUAUCACUUGGAUGACGGUGUUUUUUCUCAUGGACCCUCAGAUAUUCACUCUGUUCUAAUCCAUGGCUCUUUUCUAGAGAUUUCUCUCUUUGUGUUCAUUUUCCUCUGUUCAAAUUUGUAUUUAUAUGUUUAAUAAAACAAGGUAUGAUCUGCUA